Molecule: messenger RNA, 4491 nt
Organism: Loa loa (African eye worm)
Lineage: Eukaryota; Metazoa; Nematoda; Chromadorea; Rhabditida; Onchocercidae
Product: troponin
Exons: 11
Coding region: 1-4491 (1496 amino acids)
Biological process (GO): regulation of muscle contraction; sarcomere organization; muscle contraction
Cellular component (GO): troponin complex
Molecular function (GO): tropomyosin binding
Source: RefSeq, a predicted model, not a curated record
AUGUCCACUACACACCGUUGCAAUUGUCUAUGUAAGAGCAGUCCUGAGCCAGAUGAUAGUAUCUGGCAUUAUAUUAGCCCGGUUCAUAUUCAGGGUCAUCGCAUGUAUCAAAUCAUUUCUCUUACAGUUUCUAAUGCUUGCAAAAUACAUGUAAAUUCUGCUGAUCCCACUUCAAAUAGUCAUGGGUCACGGUAUUCAAGAGGCUCACCAUCACUUGAUAAUCCCGUUCCACCUAUACAACGUAUAUUUGACGGGCUUGGAGCAGUUACUUCAACUCCCUCAGCUUGUGGUACUUCCAUGCACAACACUACCAAACCCGUAAAUAACAUCAGUGCUAACGACAAUAUCACUUCAAAACAGGCUUACUCUUCCGGAUGUUUUCUUUCUCUUUAUGGACAUACAGGUAGUCCAGUUGCAGGAUCUACUAUAAGGCACGAGAAGGUUCCAUCCCGAAAAAUUGGAACUACUGCACCAUAUAUAAGCACAAAUGUUAAUUUCAACAUGCCUAAGAAAGGCAGCUAUUCUACUCAAAUAUACAAUUACGGUCAAACUACAGCAAACGAUCACAUGGAACAGAAAUUGAGUAGUUCCGAUGGGUCGGGGAAUUACUUGGUUCGCUACAGGUCGUAUGAUGUUAAAUCACUGCAUGUGGAAAACAACUUAAAACGGUUCCCAAUCAGUGAACAAACAACUUUCGAUAUAACUUCAAACAUACCACAGUCUAGUUUUAUGGAUACAAAGAACCGGGGUUACGCAGCAAAAAGUUUCAUAGCACCGUUUUCAGUGAAGCCUGCCAAUAUGGGACAAAAUAGCUUUACUAGCUUUGUUAACCAUGAAUAUGGUACCAUGAGAGUUCAACCAGGUCAUGUGAAGCAAGCGGACAGUUUUAACUAUGAAUUAUCAGUGGCAGAAAUACCACAUAAAACUUCCAGUGAACAGAGUAGAAGUGGACAUCGGAACUCACAAGAAGGAGCAGUAUCUGGACAAGAGUACAUGAAACGUCUUCUUCAAGCUCAUCAGGUCGUUGAUGAGCUGCUUAAAUCGCGGGGUUUGAUACCCGAUGAUGAAAAUGACUAUUUGCGUAACUGGUACCAGAAAAUGAAUCGAGAACCAAAAACUGAGGAACGAAACACAAUGGUUGUUUCUGAUCCAGUGGUAUCCAAAAACGCUGGAAGCUUGAAUACUUUAGAGGCUUCUCAUCAGCGUUGCACAUCAAACGUGUCUGAUUCUGGGUUGUCAAUGGAUGCCGAUUCAGAAAACGAUCUAAGGAGCAUUCCAAAAUUACGAGAACCAAGUUCCCGAAAUUUCAUGGUUACAGAUUUAUCACCAUCCAUAAAGCAAGAAAGAGCUCCCGUAACAUCGAUAAAAGUUGAUAUCGUAAAGGCAAAGAAGCAUAAGAACGUGUACUUGAAAGUGAUAAUCAGGAGGCCGCAGUACUGCUGGCUAUGUAUGAAUGUGAAGAUAAGGCUUGAAAAAAAAGAGGUAACGAUAAAUUCCGAUGCAACAAGAAAUUCAAAGAAAAGCUGUAAUGAAGGACGACAAAUGGCUGGCGACCGAACGGAAGGAGCCAAAAACAAGAAUCAAGUAAAUAUAUUGGCGAAAUCAAGCGAAAAUUUCCUCACUCAAAAUAAAAGACUAGAUCAAGACCACAAAAUGAAGGCGAAAACAGCACUCGAACAGUUGACAUUAAUGUCAAAUCGAGAAUCGAACACUGCAAAAUUUAUUGAGCGAGAAACAGGCAAGAAGCACAAUGCCUUUUUAUCGAAGCCGAAAUAUGAGACAGUGGAUGUGUGCUGUUGUUUCAUAAAUAAACCUUGCUGCAACGAUAAAACGAAAAUCUCCUUACCAAUAACACGUUGUGCAACUAUUAAACAAAAAAAUAUAACCGUCGGCGGUAAAAAAUUUCCGAACAAGAUAGAAAAGGAACGGAAAUUGAAAUGCAACCAAGGUAAUUCGGAGCAUCCUUACUUGCUUGCGAAGACCAGAAAGCUGCCCUUUGAUCUGUCAGAGUUGCAGAAUAUGGAAAAGACGAACAAAAUUAUAGUAGCCCGAAAGAAAGAUGAAAUAGUCGAGAGCAAGGAUAAUAUGACAGAAAUCAAAAAAGAUGUUGUAGAUCUGAAUAAAACCAAGAAACAUUCCAAAUUUCCGAUUCCGAAAAAGGAAUCUACAAAGGAACUAAAAGCACCACAAGAAAGCGCUAGUUUGUUUUCAGUAUCACAUACGAAUAAAAUAACAUCAAAUCAAGCACGAAAAACUUCUACUAGUGGUAAACAGGUAACUGUUUCGAAAAAUUUCAGUCUACAGUCAAAAUUACCUCAAUUAGAAACGGCAAUGACAGUACCAGUGAGAUUGCACAAAAUAAGGAUCACCAAACUAGUGAUGAUUAAACAGAUGGUAAAUAACAAGAAGUACCAGCAUGAAGGACUGGUGGAAGCGGACGACCCAUCAGUAUUGAGAAAAAAUGAGUGCCUUGAACUGAAGAAAUCUCUAAAAGCGUUACAAAAUUACACCACAGUAACAAGCAAUUACUAUCAGGAAAUACUUCGACCGAUCACUAGAACUGAAAAUAACACGAUAACAGAAUUCGAACACAAUGCUGAUAUCGAUAUAUGCCGAGCACGGGAACAUCUGAGACGUAUCAAUUUUAAUAGAGCCGGUAUAAGACUGGAACCAAGUACUUCCUUCGUUCACAGGAUCAACGAUGACCCAGUGAAGUUAUCCGAUACAAGGACAACAUGCCUAGGAACUUCUUCGGGACAGAGCUCCUCAAUUUCAUCACUGGUAAAGAACAAAGCAAAUAAAAAGGUAUCUGAAAAGAAACUGGACAAGGACUCGAAGGAUCGACCAACAGAGACGCCUCCUACAUCUACAGAAAACGAAAGAUAUCACGGUGGCGGAACAACUGCAGAAUGGAAUGGCGAUAUUUUAGACAGAGAACUAAUUAAUGCAUACAGACGUACUCAACGUAUCCCCAAACCUCAAGCCAAAAUUCCAGUUUGGAAUGUGUAUGACGAACGAAAACAAACAGCAGGUAUCAUACGGAAUCCACCAAAACUGCGCCACGGAACUUUAUCCACUGCAUUACCAAUACCCCACUUCAUUCGUACUCGUACGCCAGCACCCAUCGAUGUUGCUGUCACUUUGUCCACACCCGUCCCUGCUACUGCUGUAUUGCGUCACGUUACCGCAAAUCAUUUGUCAGUUAUGACUCCACGACUUAAAAAUAUUUUGUCAAACGAUAGUGGCACAACCAUCGCGAGCAGUUUGCAGCAGCAUUCACCGAGCAAUCAGUUUGGUGUUACAUUAAAACGUGUCGAUCGCGCCACCAUACAAAAAAGCAAGCCGCGUGGUGCUAUAACACAAUCAGCACCAAAGAAACCUUGGGUACCAAAGUGGCGUCGGAUACAACGUACAGAAGAAGAGGAGGAAGUGGAAACGAUAUCGGUCGUUGAAGUGAAUAAGAAACAUGGAAUUGAUGGUGAUGAGCAGGAAGAGAAGCAAAUGCUCACACGGUUAUCAUCGCAGAUUUGCACUGAGAAGGAUGAAAAGGAUAUGACCGAAGCGGAGAAAGCCAUGAUGGUGGCAAAAAGACGUCAGAUGGAAGAGGAAACUGUAAAGUUACAAAAAUAUGAAGAAAAACGUCGAGUUGAACGUGAACGGGAAGAAGAAGAAUUGAGAAAGUUGAAAGAAAAGAAGGAGCGAAGAAAACUUGAACGAGAAGAGGAAGAGCGACAGUUUCAAGAAAGAUUUGAACAAGAAGAAGAAAGAAGGAAGCAGGAAGAGGAGGAGCGCAAAACUAAGAUUGAAGCAGAGAAACGUAAAAAGGAGGACGAAAAACGAAAACGCCAACGAGUGUUAUUAUCACAAUUUGUGAAUACAGCUGCGGGACAGACGGGACGUAAUUUUGUUAUUCCUCAAAAAUCCGACAAAGCCAAUAAAUUCGGUAACAUCGUUCAGGCCAAACAGGAAAUGAGUAUGACCAAAGUACAACAAGAAGAAGCAAAGCGUAAUUAUUUGCUAUCUGUGAAGCGUAUCAUUGAAUUUGGAAAAGUUGCGCCGACAGAGUUACGUGAAAAAAUACGUCAAUUACACCAACGCAUCUGUAAGCUGGAAGCCGAUAAAUAUGAUUUAGAAAAGCGACAUGAACGACAAGAAUACGACCUACGUGAGCUAAACGAACGUCAACGUCAAGUGGCGCGUAAUAAAGCACUCAAAAAAGGACUUGAUCCAGCUGAUACGAAUUCCAGACAUCCGCCAAAAGUAUCGAUAGUGAGCAAAUACGAUCGACAAAUCGACCGAAGAAAUUUCACAGAACGCAGGGCUAUGUUUGAGAAUAAAACUGCAUAUCCAUGUUUUCCGAAUGUUCCACCACCACCAACUGUUUACGAGAAAAUGAUUCUCUCCGAUGACAAAGCGGAUGAGCCAGAAGAUGGGGACGAUGAAUUUGGCGAACAGGAAGAAGAAGGAGACGAAGAGGAAGAAGAGGGAUAA